This is a messenger RNA of Rhodamnia argentea, 4040 nucleotides long. Its product is annotated as topless-related protein 3-like. The transcript has 25 exons. The coding region runs from base 341 to 3754 and encodes 1137 amino acids. Gene Ontology annotation, molecular function: protein binding. The record is from RefSeq and is a predicted model, not a curated record. Gene Ontology annotation, biological process: regulation of DNA-templated transcription. NCBI's taxonomy places the organism in Eukaryota, Viridiplantae, Streptophyta, Magnoliopsida, Myrtales, Myrtaceae.
CCCCCACUGUACAACGCAUCGAAGAUAGCGAAACCAAGUCUCUCUCUCUCCUCUCUCUCUACCCUUUAUCUCCUCUCUCUCUCUCUCUCCUCGCCUUCGCAGCCUUUCAAACCCUAGAUGUCCUCGAAUUCCGCGCGCUAUUGAUGCUCGCGAGGUCCGGAACGCCGAGAUUCAUGAGGUUUCCGAGGAGCUCCGCGGGGCAUUUCGAGGUUCGAUUCGGGGACGGGGCGUGAGAUUCGUUCGGCUCGUCGGUGGGUCGGCCGUUCUCGUUCGAGUUUGAGGAGAGUUUUUUGUUUUUUUCCUUUUUGGGGGGGCGUGGGGUGUGUCUGGAGGUGGAGAAAUGUCGUCGCUGAGCAGGGAAUUGGUGUUCCUCAUACUUCAAUUCCUGGAGGAAGAGAAGUUUAAGGAGUCCGUGCACAAGCUUGAGAAAGAAUCAGGGUUUUUUUUCAAUAUGAAGUACUUUGAGGAAAAAGUUCAAGCUGGAGAGUGGGAAGCGGUUGAGAAGUACUUGUCUGGAUUUACCAAAGUUGAUGACAACAGAUACUCGAUGAAGAUCUUUUUUGAGAUUCGGAAGCAGAAGUAUCUCGAAGCUCUUGAUCGGCAGGAGAAGGCUAAGGCGGUAGAGAUAUUAGUAAAUGACCUGAAAGUAUUUUCUACAUUCAAUGAGGAACUCUACAAAGAGAUCACCCAGCUUCUAACACUUGGCAAUUUCCGGGAAAACGAGCAGCUGUCUAAGUAUGGUGACACAAAAACAGCUCGGAACAUUAUGCUGAUAGAGCUCAAAAAGCUUAUAGAAGCAAAUCCUUUGUUUCGUGAUAAGCUUUCAUUUCCUACUUUGAAGUCUUCAAGACUGCGGACUCUGAUUAACCAAAGUUUGAACUGGCAGCACCAGCUAUGCAAGAACCCAAGGCCUAACCCAGACAUCAAGACUUUGUUUACUGACCACACAUGUACACCUCCAAAUGGUCCUCUUGCACCUGGAGGUGUAAAUCUUCCAGUUUCUGCUGUUGUGAAACCUGCUGCAUAUCCUGCCCUUGGACCUCAUGGGCCUUUUCCGCCCGCAGCUGCUGUUGCUAAUGCCAAUGCGCUACCAGGGAGUGCCCUAGCAGGUUGGAUGGCCAACGCCUCUGCUUCUUCAUCUGUUCAAGCAGCCGUUGUUACUGCGUCUUCCAUACCUAUUCCGCCUACUCAAGCCGUUUCUAUCAUGAAACGAGCCAGAACACCUCCUACCGCCUCAGCUAUGCUUGAUUAUCAGAAUCCAGAUCACGAGCAACUAAUGAAAAGACUUAGACCUGCUCAGUCAGUUGAGGAGGUUACAUAUCCACUACCUCGACCACAGGCUUCUUGGUCUCUGGAUGACUUGCCAAAAACAGUGGCUUUCACCAUGCAUCAAGGAUCCGCAGUUACUAGCAUGGACUUUCACCCAUCUCAUCUUACAGUGCUUCUUGUUGGUUGUAGCAAUGGUGAAAUUACACUGUGGGAACUCGUAUCAAGGGACAAAUUGGUCUCAAAGCCCUUCAAAGUGUGGGACAUGCCAUCACGUUCUUUGCCAUUUCAGGCUGCUGCUGGCAAGGAUUCAGUAAUAUCUGUUAGCAGGGUGGCAUGGAGUCCAGAUGGAAACUUUGUAGGUGCUGCAUUUACCAAACAGUUGAUUCAUUUGUAUGCUUCUCAUGGAGGAAAUGAUCUGCGCCAGCAUGCAGAGAUUGAUGCCCAUGCUGGUGCUGUUAAUGAUCUGGCCUUUGCUUAUCCAAACAAACAAUUGUGUGUAGUGACCUGUGGAGACGAUAGGCUUAUAAAGGUAUGGGAUUUGAAUGGAAGAAGGCUAUUCUACUUUGAGGGCCAUGAGGCACCUGUUUAUUCUGUUUGUCCUCAUCACAAGGAAAGCAUUCAGUUCAUAUUCUCAACUGCAUUUGAUGGCAAAAUAAAGGCCUGGCUCUAUGACAAUAUGGGUUCUAGAGUUGAUUAUAAUGCUCCUGGCCAUUGGGGCACUACAAUGCUUUACAGUGCUGAUGGGACUAGAUUAUUUUCCUGUGGAACAAGUAAAGAUGGGGAGACUUUCCUUGUGGAAUGGAAUGAGAGCGAGGGUGCUAUAAAGAGGUCAUAUGCAGGAUUAAGAAAGAAAUCGGGGGGAGUUGCACAAUUUGAUACCACUCGAAACCAUUUUUUGGCUGUGGGAGAAGACAGCCAAAUAAAGUUUUGGGACAUGGAUAAUGAUAAUAUUCUGACAAGUACAGAUGCAGAAGGUGGACUCCCGAGUUUUCCUCGGUUGAAGUUUAACAAAGAAGGAAGUCUUCUCGCUGUAAAUACAGCAGAUAAUGGCUUGAAGAUACUUGCGAACACAGUAGGUCUUAGACAUUUGAAAGUUCAUGAAGCCCCAUCCUUUGAAGCACUAAGAAAUCCAAUUGAGUCUGCAGCCAUCAAGGUCUCUGGCUCUUCUGCUGUUGCAAAUGCCAGUGCAGUAAAUUGCAAAGUGGAGAGGAGCUCUCCUGUCAGACCUUCUCCGAUUCUUAAUGGAGUUGAUCCUAUGGGUAGAAGCAUAGAGAAAUCAAGGACAGUCGAGGAAGUGGUUGAUAAGGCUAAACCUUGGCAGCUAGCGGAGAUUUUGGAUGCUGGUCAGUGCCGUUUAGUUACGAUGCCUGAGAGCACAGAUAUUUCCAGCAAGGUUGUACGACUUAUAUAUACAAAUUCUGGAGUUGGGCUUUUAGCCUUGGGGGCAAAUGGUGUCCAGAAAUUAUGGAAGUGGGCCCGGAAUGAGCAAAACCCAAGUGGGAAGGCCACCGCCAAUGUUGUUCCCCAGCACUGGCAACCAAGCAGUGGUCUUCUUAUGAAUAAUGAUGUGUCAGGUGUCAAUAUUGAAGAAGCAGUACCUUGCAUAGCUUUAUCAAAAAACGACUCCUAUGUAAUGUCGGCUUGUGGUGGCAAGAUCUCAUUGUUUAACAUGAUGACUUUCAAGAUGAUGACCACAUUCAUGCCGCCCCCACCUGCAUCAACUUUUCUCGCGUUCCAUCCGCAGGAUAACAACAUCAUUGCUAUUGGAAUGGAAGAUUCUACUAUCCAUAUUUAUAAUGUUAGAGUAGAUGAGGUGAAGUCAAAGUUGAAGGGUCACCAUAAGAGAAUAACUGGUUUAGCCUUCUCCACCGAUCUUAACUUCUUGGUUUCAUCAGGUGCUGAUGCUCAACUGUUCCUGUGGAGUAUUGAUACUUGGGAGAAGAGGAAGUCUGUUCCAAUUCAAAUACCAAAUGGCAAGGCACCUACUGGCGACACAAGAGUGCAUUUCCACGCUGAUCAAAUCCGCUUGCUGGUGGUUCACGAGACCCAGUUGGCGAUAUAUGAUGCAUCUAAGAUGGAUCGGAUUCGGCAGUGGAUCCCGCAAGACGUGCUUUCUGCGCCUAUAUCGUAUGCAGGAUACUCAUGCAACAGCCAAUUGAUUUAUGCCAGCUUUUGUGAUGGUAAUAUUGGUGUUUUCGAUGCUGAUACUCUUAGAUUAAGAUGCCGCAUCGCUCCAUCAACUUACUUGCCCCAGGCAGUCUUGAACGGAAGCCAAGCUGUCUAUCCUCUUGUCAUUGCAACUCAUCCCCAAGAGCCAAACCAAUUAGCUAUCGGCUUAACGGACGGAUCUGUGAAAGUCCUGGAGCCGGCGGAAUCGGAUGGGAAGUGGGGAGCAACUCCACCGGUAGAUAACGGUCUGUUGAGCAGUAGAACGGCAUCUUCAUCUACCACGAGCAACCACACGCCGGAGCAGAUGCAAAGAUGACAGGACCCUUGUAGACCCGACAGUUACCGCUUCUUGAGACUCUGUUUUUAUGUGUGUAGAUUACUAGGGUUUUUCGUCGUUGCCCCAACAUUAGCGGGGGAAUGUUACUCUCAUUGACCUGACACAUUGUUAUCUGUAUAGACACUACACAUGCUUUUCUUUCUUCUUCUUUCCUAGUAUUGGAGAUGAUAUGUUCUGGGGAACAAAUUUUGGAUUUUGAUUCUGCUUCUGUGAAAGACGUUAUUGUACAAAGGUAAGAUUGUAUUUGAUGGCAUUGAAGAAAGAG